Mytilus trossulus (common blue mussel) is the source of this 777-nucleotide messenger RNA. RefSeq names its product endoglucanase. The transcript has 3 exons. NCBI's taxonomy places the organism in Eukaryota, Metazoa, Mollusca, Bivalvia, Mytilida, Mytilidae. The coding region runs from base 111 to 746 and encodes 211 amino acids. The record is from RefSeq and is a predicted model, not a curated record.
UUAUAAGACAAUCAGAGAGAUAGCCCUGAUCUGAAACGAUAAGAGUACUACUUAUAUAACCGUCGUCAACUAUUUCUUCUUUAUCAAAAGUUGCCAGAUCUCAGGAAAAUAUGAAUUACUUGGUGUUGUCUCUUCUCGUUCUUGUGUACAGUGUUUCGGCCAAUCAGAAAUGUUCUGGUAACCCAAGAAGAUAUAAUGGCAAAUCAUGCGCUUCAACUACCAACUACCACGAUUCGCACAAGGGAGCUUGUGGCUGUGGACCAGCAAGUGGCGACGCUCAAUUUGGCUGGAACGCUGGAAGUUUUGUUGCCGCUGCUAGUCAGAUGUACUUUGAUAGUGGAAACAAAGGAUGGUGUGGACAGCACUGUGGCCAAUGUAUAAAACUGACAACAACAGGGGGUUACGUUCCAGGCCAAGGAGGACCAGUUCGUGAAGGACUCUCUAAAACCUUCAUGAUCACAAAUCUAUGUCCGAACAUAUACCCAAAUCAAGACUGGUGCAACCAAGGGUCACAAUACGGUGGUCACAACAAAUAUGGAUACGAACUUCAUUUGGAUUUGGAAAAUGGUAGAAGUCAAGUAACAGGAAUGGGAUGGAACAAUCCAGAAACAACAUGGGAGGUAGUCAACUGUGACUCUGAGCACAACCAUGAUCAUAGGACACCAAGUAAUAGCAUGUAUGGACAAUGCCAAUGUGCUCAUCAAGGCAAACGAGGUCUGAACGAAACAAGUAAUGAAUCUUUAUAAAGGCUUCAACUGAUAACAAUAUCAAAAUUGA